UUUAAAGCUGCAACGGAUCACCCCUAUACAGAAAGUGUGUGCGUAGGAUUGGAGCAUGCACAUACACUCUUUCCAGUUUCAAAGCAAAACAAAGCAAACCAAAGGAAAGAGAGAAACUUUACUAAGAUAGAGUGAGAGAGAUCCUCUGUUCCCUUUGUUUAUUGUGAAAGAGAGAUACAAUCAGUAGGAAUAGGAUAAGUGGGUUCAUCGAAAGGUCGGUUUCUUUUGGAGGGUAAAAACAAGCACUCGAUUAAGAGAGAGAGAGAGAGAGACAGAGAGAGAGGGUACUCAAGACUCAUGCUUUGGUCCGCGUGCUUUGAUGAAAACUGAUGGGUCUUGGUUUGUUCCAAAUUAAAGCCCCACUACUUCUUAAAAAAGAUCACUGCAGUGCCUUUGUUCAGUUUUUGUUCCUUGAUUUUGGUUCUACUCUGAAGGGUUUUGUGUGGGCCUUCUGCUUUUGUGCCCCAACAUUGGAUUGGAUUGGAUUGUUUGUUUUCUCUCAGAAUAUGGGAUUCUCAGAAAUGGGUCACUCUUAAUUUGAACGAUCAUAUGCGACAAACAGAUCUGCUGGGUCGUCUACAGAGCAAUUCUUGGAUUUUUAGAUGAAAAAAUGAGAGAUUUCUUGCUGGGAUGUAACGGCUUUUUGUAUUGGGGUUCCCGGUUUUGUAUUAAAGAUGUUAAAGUUUGCUUCUUUUGGCUGAGAUAGAGAGGGACUCGCAGCAACUCAUGAUAAUGGGCUCAGUUGAGGAGAAGAUUAAAGCAGGGGGCUUGCUUAGUGGUGCACAAUCAAGCAUACUUGAUGAGAUGAAGCUAUUGAAAGAACUUCAGGAUCAUUCUGGGUCCCGGAAGGCUAUAAAUUCAGAGUUAUGGCAUGCCUGCGCCGGCCCACUUGUUUGUUUGCCUCAGGUGGGAAGUCUUUCAUAUUACUUCCCUCAAGGACACAGCGAACAGGUGGCGGUUUCCACGAAAAGAACGGCAACCUCACAGAUUCCCAACUAUCCGAAUCUCCCAUCUCAGUUGCUAUGCCAAGUUCAAAAUGUUACACUGCAUGCAGACAAAGAAACCGAUGAAAUCUACGCACAGAUGAGUCUUAAACCAGUGAACUCUGAAAAGGAUGUCUUCCCGGUACCAGACUUUGGACUAAAGCCUAGCAAACAUCCAAGUGAAUUUUUCUGCAAAACUUUGACUGCAAGUGAUACAAGCACACAUGGGGGCUUCUCUGUGCCGCGCAGAGCAGCAGAAAAGCUCUUCCCUCAACUAGAUUUCACAAUGCAACCACCAAGCCAAGAACUUGUUGUCCGAGACUUGCAUGAUAACAGCUGGACAUUUCGCCAUAUUUAUCGCGGGCAGCCGAAGCGGCAUCUUCUCACAACUGGAUGGAGUUUGUUUGUUGGUGCAAAGAGGCUUAGAGCAGGUGAUUCGGUGCUGUUUAUCAGGGAUGAGAAGUCACAGCUAAUGAUUGGUGUGAGACGAGCAAAUCGUCAGCAAACAACAUUACCGUCCUCAGUUCUAUCUGCUGAUAGCAUGCACAUUGGUGUCCUUGCUGCUGCGGCUCAUGCUGCAGCCAAUCGAAGUCCAUUCACUAUAUUCUACAAUCCAAGGGCAUGCCCUUCAGAAUUUGUCAUACCUUUGGCCACAUACCAAAAGGCCAUAUAUGGGACCCAGCUCUCAGUUGGAAUGAGGUUUGGAAUGAUGUUCGAGACAGAAGAGUCGGGUAAGCGCAGGUAUAUGGGUACAAUAGUCAGUACUAGUGAUUUAGAUCCACUGAGAUGGCCUGGUUCAAAGUGGCGGAAUCUUCAGGUAGAGUGGGAUGAGCCAGGGUGUUGUGAUAAACAGAACAGGGUUAGUUCAUGGGAAAUUGAGACUCCUGAAAAUCUUUUCAUAUUUCCUUCUCUGACUUCGAGUCUUAAACGGCCAUUACACUCUGGAUUCUUGGGAGCAGAAACUGAGUGGGGAAAUUUGAUUAAAAGACCAUUUAUCCGUGUUCCUGAGAUUGGAAAUGGGAACUCAUUUCCGUACUCGAUUUCAAAUCUAUGUUCGGAACAGCUAGUCAAUAUGCUACUGAAACCUCAACUUGUUAAUCAUGCUGGAACUUUAGCUGCUUUACAACAGCAAUCACCUGCUAAUGGAGAUCUAAUAGCAGAUAUGAAGGCCAUGCAGGCCAAACUCAACCAAAAGUAUCCGGUUUUCUUUUCAGAAGAUACAUCUCUACAGAGUCAAAACCCUCCCCAAUCAUCUCUGGAUCAAUCUGCUGCAAUAAACGUGAAUACAACAUCUCAUGCAAUUCUACCAGGAAAGCUGAACAACCUAACAAAGUUUGGAAGUCAAGCACCAGUUGGAAAUAGCACUGACAAGACAAAAUUAGAAACUGAUUUUUCUUCGGAUCAAUUAAGCCAGUUGAAUUCUACAGGACAGGGAAUUGAAGAUAAAUUGGCUGCAGGGUUUGUUAAUCCCUAUAACCUUGUGAACCAGCUGACAUUUGCCAACCAAAACCAAAGUGCAGCACAACUACAAACUAGCCCACGGCCUAUGCAGCCGCCUUUGGAAUCAUUACUUUACCACUCCCAACAAACUGAUAUGCCUAAUUCAGAUUUCAAUAGCACAAAUGGUUCGCUUCCAUUCCUAGACAAUGAUGAAUGCAUAUUUUACCAGUCUUGUCAACCCUUUGCCGGGACACUUAGAUCACAGGGGCCUUUGUCUGUGUUUGGUUUGCAAGAUUCUUCAGCUGUUUUAAGUGAAGCAAAUAACUCCCUAACUUCAAUUGGUCAGGAAAUGUGGGAUAAUAGCCUGAAUAACUGUAGGCUUUUACCCCAAGUGGAUCAGCUCACUUCAUCCCAUCAAGGUCCUGGUAGCCUUAAUUGUAUUUCUAACUCAAGCAGUCUGAGAGAUUUGUCAGAUGAGAGCAACAAUCAAAGUGGGAUUUAUGGUUGUCCAAACGUUGAUGUUGGUAGUGGUGUAAGCACUGUUAUUGACCCUUCUGUUUCAAGCACCAUACUGGAUGAGUUUUCUACACUAAAGAAUGCAGAUUUCCACAACCCCUCAGAUUGCUUGCUUGGUAACUUGAGCUCGAGCCAGGAUCUUCAGUCUCAGAUUACCUCUGCAAGCCUAGCAGACUCCCAGGCUUUCUCCAGGCAAGACCUGGCAGACAACUCAGGCGGUACAUCCUCAAGCAAUAUAGAUCUUGAUGAGAGCAGUCUACUGCAGAACAACAGUUCAUGGCAUCAAGUGGUUCCACCUGUGCGAACCUAUACAAAAGUACAAAAGACGGGAUCUGUUGGAAGGUCAAUUGAUGUUACUAGUUUCAAAAACUAUGCAGAACUAUGUUCUGCAAUUGGAUGCAUGUUUGGAUUGGAAGGGCUGCUAAAUGACCCAAGAGGUUCAGGGUGGAAAUUGGUUUAUGUGGAUUAUGAGAAUGACGUUCUACUUGUUGGGGAUGAUCCUUGGGAGGAAUUCGUUGGUUGUGUUCGCUGUAUCAGAAUCCUUUCACCUACAGAAGUUCAGCAGAUGAGCGAGGAGGGAAUGAAGCUUCUGAAUAGUGCUGCAAUGCAAGGGAUUAAUGGCACCAUGUCCGAAGGUGGCCGUACUUAAGAUGGCUGCCUCUGACCGUGCCAGAUUGCACGAUAAGUUUGCAACUAGGAUGCAUUGUUGAGUUGUUUCCGGCUUGAUUGUGCCUGAUGUAUUGAUCUUACUAUGCAUUCAGAAAACUCAAGCUAGGUCAGUUGAUGUGGCUACUAGUGUUUAGCUUUUGUGCUUUAGGUGGAUUUGAUGUAUUAAUAGCUGACAUUAGUUAGCAGGAAGUGAAACUAGAUGAGGAAACUGUACUAGUGUACCUGGGACAUUUGUGCUUGAUGUAGCUUUUUAUAUCUACUAAACACGGCAUAGUUGAAACUUUUAUAUUGAAGCAUUAACAUAGUUGAA
Messenger RNA from Prunus avium (sweet cherry), 3918 nucleotides. It is a transcript of the gene MP, whose product is annotated as Transcriptional factor B3 family protein / auxin-responsive factor AUX/IAA-like protein. The record is from RefSeq and is a predicted model, not a curated record. Gene Ontology annotation, molecular function: DNA binding. Gene Ontology annotation, biological process: response to hormone; regulation of DNA-templated transcription. NCBI's taxonomy places the organism in Eukaryota, Viridiplantae, Streptophyta, Magnoliopsida, Rosales, Rosaceae. Gene Ontology annotation, cellular component: nucleus.